ACUUAUCAGUUGAGAUUCGAAGGAAUAUAUUUUCUGCAACAGCAAUGGCAAAACCAUGUUCAUCACAAGGCAGAAAAGAAGACAAAUCUCACGCUUUGUAAGGUUGAGUUCAUACAUAUUCACUGUGAGAGCUGUUGUAGCUGUAUUGAUAAUUAUCGUCCCUCCUUUAGGGUUUAGGAUUUAUGAAUUCUUUGGGAGCGGAACAUGUUCGAGUAAUGGCAUCAGAUUAUAAUUCAGUCCAUGGAAACAUAUACGCAGAUCUCUACAAACCAGCUGUUAUCAUUGGAGCCUGUUUUACAGCUGUUGCACUCGCCCUCUCCAUUUUUCUCAUUUUCCAACAUCUCAGAUCGUACAAUAAACCCAGUGAACAAAAAUGGCUCGUUGCCGUAGUCUUCAUGGUACCUGUAUAUGCUACUGAGUCAAUUUUAUCCUUGUGGAACCCGAACCUUUCUCUUGCCUGUGACAUUUUAAGAAACUGUUAUGAAGCAUUUGCCUUGUAUUCUUUCGGAAGCUACUUAGUUGCCUGUCUCGGAGGUGAAAGAAAGGUCAUAGAACUACUUGAAAACCAAUCGGAAAAACUGCUCAACAGACCACUGAUAGAAGGAGUGGCAGACGAGGAUCACACCGUGCCACAUUGGUCCCUUCGAAACUUCUUCUUACGACCAUCUGUUCUUGGGAAACAUUUGCUCAAUAUAGAAAAAUUUGGCCUUGUACAAUAUAUGAUUCUGAAGACAGUUUGUGCAUUCUUAGCUUUAGUGUUGGAGCUCUUUGGUGUGUAUGGAGACGGAGAAUUCAAGUGGUAUUACGGGUAUCCAUACAUGGCUGUUGUACUGAACUUCAGCCAGAUGUGGGCAUUGUAUUGCCUUGUGCAAUUCUACAAUGUAACACACGAAAGACUUGAACCUAUUAGGCCGCUCGCAAAGUUCAUCAGCUUUAAAGCUAUUGUGUUCGCCACUUGGUGGCAAGGUGUGGGCAUUGCGCUAUUAUGCGCAUUUGGUGUUCUUCCUAAGGACGUUAAACUACAAAGCGGCUUGCAGAAUUUCCUGAUUUGUAUUGAAAUGGCAAUUGCAGCCGUUGCGCAUAUGUUUGUCUUUUCAACUGAACCAUACCAUUACAUUACAGCAUACGAGUAUGGGAAGGUCACCACUGAAACAACCAAGGCAGAAGUGAAGUUGGAGGAAGGUGACGCCCCAGCCAGGCUCGAAAAAACGGAGACCAAGGUCGAAGCGCCUGGAACAAGUAUCACUGAGAGUGUUCAGGACAUUGUUGUUGACGGCGGUCAGCGUGUUGUCAAGGAUGUUGUGUUGACCAUAAAUCAAGCAAUAGGGCCAGUUGAGAAGGGAGUCGAGAAGGGCGUGACGAAGAUCCAGGAGACGCUCCAUCACAGAACAGUGGACUCGGAAUCGGGAGAACACGAAGAUAAGUCAGAAGUAGAAGUUGAGGAACAAUUCGGAAAUACUGUCAGAGAAACUCAUAUCGACCUGUAGGAAAACAUAGAACCCACUUUCUGCUUGAAUUGAAGGAAUGGUCACUGUAUUUAAUUUUUUUGACAGAAAUAACGAUUGAAGAACACGAACA
This is a messenger RNA of Malus domestica (apple), 1578 nucleotides long. Its product is annotated as protein LAZ1 homolog 2. NCBI's taxonomy places the organism in Eukaryota, Viridiplantae, Streptophyta, Magnoliopsida, Rosales, Rosaceae. Gene Ontology annotation, cellular component: membrane. The record is from RefSeq and is a predicted model, not a curated record. Gene Ontology annotation, molecular function: transporter activity. Gene Ontology annotation, biological process: transport.